Molecule: messenger RNA, 883 nt
Organism: Emiliania huxleyi CCMP1516
Lineage: Eukaryota; Haptophyta; Isochrysidales; Noelaerhabdaceae
Exons: 3
Coding region: 5-700 (231 amino acids)
Source: RefSeq, a predicted model, not a curated record
CAUCAUGUCAAAGUCGAGCAUCGAGCGCAUCUCCACUGUCCGCCGUGCCGAGUCGUAUCGCAUACCUGGCCAGCGCCACCCAACAGUGAGCGCCGCCACCUUUGCGCUGCGAAGGACGGGUCGCGGCCGCGUCAUGGACAUCCUGCGCACCGACUCCGAGCUGCGCGAUCGUGUCCUCGCAAAGUUCGCAGAGGAAGUGGCGUCCCUGGAUGCCACCUCGCUCAUUCGGCAGCGGGCGUUGGAGCGGGGGCGCCGGUUGCUGACAGGCAAUUUGGACGAGCUUGAACGCGUGGCGAAAGACAUGGCGGAUGCAAGCAGCCACCGGGCGUUUUGCCGGGAGAUGAAGGUGUCCUCGCACCCUGGUCGACCGUGCUGGGUGAACCUCGUCCUAUGCCAGCUCGCUGGGUUUGAGGCCGUCUCUCUCCGGCGCGCUGACCCGGAGCCGCCCUCCGUGGCGUGUAUCAUCUGCCAGGGGGCUUACGUGCCCGAAGCAGCGGGCUCGGUCAGCUUCACGUUCCACUUGGAUUGCGGAAAUGGGUUGUGCACAGACUGUGCUACGACAUUAAGAAGGCACCGGGCCGACGAUUUGGCCACCUGCCCGUGGUGCUUGCAGCCGCUGCGGCAGGUGCGCACAGGCGUCUGGCCGGGGAGGGUGGGGGCGGAGGAGGCACCGGCGCCAAACAGUCAUCGAAAUCUAUAGUCUUUCUGAGAGAUUGAGAGGAGCGCUGGUAGUGUGAUUUUACCUCACACCCGUGGUGUCUCACCGGACGGUACGCGCUGCGCACACUUUGUUGGGUGGCGUUGCGUCCGGCCGAUGGAGGGUGGCGUCGGGAGAGGGAUUUUUAGCAAUGAGUCAAGGAAUGAGCACUUAGAAAAAAUAAAA